Messenger RNA from Prorocentrum cordatum, 538 nucleotides. Lineage: Eukaryota; Dinophyceae; Prorocentrales; Prorocentraceae. The record is from the annotation of a GenBank genome assembly.
GUCCGACGCCCGCAGCGACGGCACGACUCCGCAGAGACCCGGAAGGUCCGCGUUGAGCAGUUGAAAUCUAUCUCACUAGAGACAUUGAAGGGCAUGGCGGAACAGGCAGAACAGGAAGCUAGACGCGCACUUCGGAUUGACAUGAGUGACAGCAGGAAGCAGCGCGGAACGCGUCCCAUGCAGGCUGACAAGCGCAGCGGCGCUCUCCACAAGAUCACCGAGCCACCACCACGACGCGAAACUGAUACGGGCACAACGACGCUGUGCAGCCCGAAGGACAUGCUAAACCACAAGACCAGUACAUCCACCCAGAUCUGGAAAUGCGACGCAACGCCGCGCGGCGAGCACAAGGAGCACCUCAUCGCUCUCCGCGCCAAGGCCGCCGAGGAGGAAGAGCGCGACCCAUGGGCGCUCGACGACCUCGACAGGUGCACGAAGGCGCUGGUCGACCUCUUCAACGAGCGCGAGCGGCACCUUGCACGGCCGCGGCAGCUCCUCGCGUCCAUCGCCACGAGCAUCCCGAAGCCCGCCAAAGGGG